CGCCACCGCCGCCUGGCCCUGCCUGCCUCCUGCGCCGCGCAGCCCUCGCGAGCGCCCCGGAAGGCGCUUUACCCCUAGGACCGAUUUAGAAUGUAAUAACUCAAGGAUUUGAUAAUACAGUGAAGUAGUAUAACAACUGUCUACAUGCUUCCCAUGAUAUGUUCUCUAUAUUGAAAAAUUAUGACAUCAACAUCCAAAGGAAUUCUUCGCCCAUUUUUAAUUGUCUGCAUUAUCCUGGGCUGUUUCAUGGCAUGUCUUCUCAUUUACAUCAAACCUACCAACAGCUGGAUCUUCAGUCCAAUGGAAUCAGCCAGCUCUGUGCUGAAAAUGAAAAACUUCUUUUCCACCAAAACUGAUUAUUUUAAUGAAACUACUAUUCUGGUGUGGGUGUGGCCAUUUGGGCAGACCUUUGACCUUACAUCCUGCCAAGCAAUGUUCAACAUCCAAGGAUGCCAUCUCACAACGGACCGUUCACUGUACAACAAAUCCCAUGCAGUUCUGAUCCAUCACCGAGACAUCAGUUGGGAUCUGACAAAUUUACCUCAGCAAGCUAGGCCACCCUUCCAGAAAUGGAUUUGGAUGAAUUUGGAAUCACCAACUCACACUCCCCAAAAGAGUGGCAUUGAGCACUUGUUUAACCUGACUCUGACUUACCGCCGUGAUUCAGAUAUCCAAGUGCCUUAUGGCUUCUUGACGGUGAGCACAAAUCCCUUCGUGUUUGAAGUGCCAAGCAAAGAGAAAUUGGUGUGCUGGGUUGUGAGUAACUGGAACCCUGAGCAUGCCAGAGUCAAGUAUUACAAUGAGCUAAGCAAAAGCAUUGAAAUCCAUACCUACGGGCAAGCAUUUGGAGAAUAUGUCAAUGAUAAAAAUUUGAUUCCUACCAUAUCUACUUGUAAAUUUUAUCUUUCCUUUGAAAAUUCAAUCCACAAGGAUUACAUCACGGAAAAGCUAUACAAUGCUUUUCUGGCUGGCUCUGUACCUGUUGUUCUGGGACCAUCUAGGGAAAACUAUGAGAAUUAUAUUCCAGCAGAUUCAUUCAUUCAUGUGGAAGAUUAUAACUCUCCCAGUGAGCUAGCAAAGUAUCUGAAGGAAGUCGACAAAAACAAUAAGUUAUACCUUAGUUACUUUAACUGGAGGAAGGAUUUCACUGUAAAUCUUCCACGAUUUUGGGAAUCACAUGCAUGCUUGGCUUGCGAUCAUGUGAAAAGGCAUCAAGAAUAUAAGUCUGUUGGUAAUUUAGAGAAAUGGUUUUGGAAUUAAAAUUUUUCAUCACUUGCACACUUGAUAAAUAUUUUGAUGAGAUAUCAUCCAAGUAUUGAGGAUAAGAAGAGAUGCAACAUACUACUUUUGUGUCACAAUUUAUUUUUAUCACCCUCUCUAGGGUAACGUGUAUAUUUUGGUGGAGAUUUUUAAAAGCUCAGCAUGAGCAAUCAUUCCAUUCGGUUUUAAAUUAUCCUGUAUAUACCUAAUUAUGUGCACUGAAGAGUAAUUUAUUCUUCAUUAUCAUUUGUAAACAUUGUUUUUUCACAUUUUUGUAGUUGCCCAUAAUGUAAGCUUGUGGUUUGAUUAUUGUUUCCACACUGAUCAGCUGUUUAAUCUAUUUGGGAAAUGAAGAUGCACAUCUUAAAGUAUGAAAAAAUUUUCACUAAGUAUUACAAUGUCUAGUUCCGACUUUGCAUACUAUAACAGAGGAAGAACAUGUUGUGAUUGAAUUCUAACCUCUUUGACUCCGAAGUUGAAUGAAGUGUAUAACUGUCUCUAUUUGAUCUAUUUUUUUUACCUGUUCAUCACAUUUGUGAAGGUGAAAUUAUUCAUGGAGUGAAUAUGAAAGAUAUGAAGCAGAACUAUUCUAUUCAGGAAGCUAUUAGACUUCUCAUUUAUUUUCAUUAAGCUGAUUUGCAGCUACUUAUUCUCAUGGUCUUAAAUUAAAUUAUUCAAGUAUUUUUAAAUAUCCAAUUUGUUGUGAUUUUCAGCACCUGGGAAGUAAUCCCAAUAAUACUUUAGAAAAUCUAAGACAGUUCUUUCUGCUACUGAUGACACUCAUUGUCAUAAUAAAACAAAUAAUUUCCUCAAAUAACAAAGAAAAAUGAUACCUAUAAAUAUAUUUAUAAAUGGUGUCAUUUAUGAACAAUGUUUAAUUAUGUAUCAAUUUAAGAUUUUUUUCUGAAGCCCUAAUAUUUAAAAUGGUCUUAUUUUACCAUAUGGAUAUAAGAUUUGGCUCAUAAUGAUGAGCCCUAUCAUUUGAUUUGAGUUCUAUCAUUUAAGAGAGCCUAAAUAAAAUUAUCAUCAAGGUAUUAAAUAUAAGAUGUUAAAUAUAAUAAAGUGGGGAUACAUAGAAAACACACAGUGUUAGCACAGAGUAAGAUCUCAAUGCACAUUUGUUGGAUGAAUAAAUAAAUGCAAUUGAAUUCACAGAAAAAUGAUUGUUUCAAGGAAGUGACAGUUCUACUUUAGAAGUACUAAUUGGAGAUGACUUUUAUAUCCCAUUUUGGUAAUUAUUCAUACAUAGCACAUAUGACCAUGAUGUUCAGGGCUUUAUAGAACCAAAUAAACCUACCAUUACAUGAAAAUUUUGAAGAGUAUAUUCCUGAACUUGCAGCUGCCUAUAGCAUUCUCCUCCAUAAGGCUAGAGGAGAGCUGGAUAUAAGCAGAGAUCGUAGGUGAAAAAAGGUGGGCCAUUAAGGAUUCUUCAAGGAAAACAUUCCUCAAAAUGAUCUUUAGUGCCUUUAUUCCAUUCAGGCCAAUAAUCCAUCCAAAAAUUAGAAUGUUCUGAGGACAUCCAUUUGGGUCUAUUUGUGACUUAUUCCUAUUACAAAUUGACAUCAGCAAAAUUCAAAAAGAAUUCAGUAAAAAGGGCAUAGAUCCAGCUAUCCAGACUAUCUUGUGAGAGAAUAAGCUCACCCCAGCACCAGAAAGAUUUGAGCAGAGGAAUAUUCCUGUAAUGAAUAGAGGAUUGUUUGAUUCUCAGGUAUAUUUCUUAAGCCAAGAUUGAAUGCAGUGUCAGGCACUGCCUUAACACCCACAGAGAUAAGAUGAACAAGGUACUAUCACUGCCUAAAAUGAGCUUACAAUUAAGUGGAUAGACAUAUAAAAGCUUCCUUUCAAUUCAGCCUGAGACUGUUUAUAUGCAUGUGCUACUCCGAAUGACGUUUGUAUGGGUCAAUGCUGAUUUAGUGGGGAAAAGAAGUAGAAAAUUUCCCCAAUUGCUUAGCUGUUUGACAUGUUUCUGAGCUGCAAACUUUGUCAACUCUUUUGACCCAACAUAUUAUUCUCUCCUUAUUAUCUCUUCUAACCACAAUGCAUUAAGAAAUAAUAUUUUUAUGUGGAUGUCCUCCUCAAUAAGUGAAGAUCUCCAUCCACAUUUAAUUAAUUGGUAAGACUGUCAAAUUCAUACAUUUAUAUUUACUUUGUCAAAUUUUGUGGUCUAUAAAAAGCAUAGAGAUCUAAAGAGGAUACACUGCUAACAAGUUUAGAAAGCACCUGCUUUUUAUUAUUAUUAUUAUUAUUUUUGUGAUGGAGUCUUGCUCUGUCGCCCAGGCCGGAGUGCAGUGGUGCAGUCUCGGCUCACUGCAACCUCAGCCUCCCAGGUUCAAGUGAUUCGCCUGUAUCAGCCUCCCGAGUAGCUAGGAUUACAGGCGUGUACCACUAUGCCUGGCUAGUUUUUUGUAUUUUUAGUACAGAUGGGUUUCACUGUGUUGGCCAAGCUGGUCUUGAACUCCUGACCUCAAAUGAUCCAUCUGCCUCAGCCUCCCAAAGUGCUGGGAUUACAGGUAUGAGCCACUGUGUCUGGCCCACCUGUUUUUUUUGAAGGCAGAAAAACAUUCAAUAUUAAAAGCAUUCAAUAUUAUUUCAACCUGCCUUGGCUCUAGUGAAUGUUCAUGACUUGAAAGAACUGAAAGACCUAAAGGCAGUGUCUCUAUUGUUGACUACAAAUGUAGGCGCUUUGUUGGACUAUGACUAUAAUCACACACUGAUAAUACGACGCAAGUAGAGGCAGUACUACUAAGUAUCUAGCAGGUGCUUUGAAACCCCAUUACUAAGUCCCAGAAGACUGUUUCCUAAAUUUGAAGUGGAAGAAUUAAAUGACUCAAUGGAACCCUUUAGCUCUGGGUCCAUUGAUGUGUGAGUUUUAGGGCUAGAAGGAAUUAUAAUUUUGUUGUUUAUAAUUGCUAUAAUAUAGAAAUUAUAAUUGCUUUUCUUUCUACUUAUGAGUUAACUAGAUCCAGAGAUAUUUAUUCAAGACACACAUUCACACACACAAACACACACACACACACACCCCACAGCUAGUGACAAUAGUUAAGAUUUGGAUUUAAGGAUCCUAUCUUUCUUUAUCCCACUUUCUUUUCAAUCGCAUUCAUAACUUAUUAUAGAAUUAUGUCUCAAUUUUUACAAAUGUGAAUGUCUUAUUGGUAUUUUUAGGGCCUAUAGAAUGGUAUACCUCAUGUAGAACAACUUUGACUUUUGAAGGUAUACAAUAAAUAAAACAUCAAACUUGUUAGCAUUCGUUCUGGUUUAAAUAUUUUAGGAGUUGAGUUCAGCAGAAGGAAAUGGGCUAUCACUACAUUUAAGUGAAAUACAACCCUCAAGAAAGUGUAUGGGUCACAGCCACUCCUUUAAUAAAUCCUGUGGAUUGCAAUUCUUUGUAAGAAACUCAUGAAAAAGAUAUAUUGAUUCAACAAAAUUGGUUUGCUGUUGAUUAUACAAACCAAUAAUUAUGCCUGGAAUUAAAUUGUGGACACAAAAAAGGGAACAGACCAUUUAAAAUGUUUUAUUUCAAAAUAUCGAAAAGCUAUUACCUUCAAUACUCUAAAUAUUUAAAUAUUAAUUAUUGUAGACAUCAGUAAGAAUAAAUAAAUGUUAAUCAUUAUAGACCUUACUAAUAAGAAUAUAUACUGAAUUGUCCACAUCCAGAGUAUUACACCCUGAACAAGAAAGACAUGAGAGCCUGACAGUCAUAUAUAUUAUGACAGCUGUAUAUCUGACAAUAUGAAGUAGAAACUGAAAAAAAAUCAUCUUAGUGGGAAACAAAUACACGCUUAAAAUUGUUAUAUUUACUGUAAAACUCCUGAUAAUCUUAGAUUGUGCAGAAAUGUUCCUUAUUUUGAGGGGCUUAGAAAGCUCAGAGCAUUUGAUGUGUAAAGCAACAGAAUAUUUAGGAAUUAUUUGCGGAGGCUUUAAAUUCUUACCUCCAAUUGGAGGUUAAAUAUUAAAAGAAUAGGAAACUAUGCCUCUGAUAUUUUUUGUCAGCCUAUUUUUAAACUAGAUUCCAUGAGUCUUAAGGUAAUAUCCUAGAAUUUUUUUUUUUUGCGUGAAUUAAAGUUACCACAAAUUUCAGGUCCUUACCUUAUGACUGUGUUUGAUCAUAUCUUUGAGUUCCCUUGAACUCUGAUCUCAUUUUGAGAAACUUCUUAACAAUUACAAUUGAGCUGUUAAAUAUAACAAACAUCAGAAUCUAAAGGGAUAAGCACAGUGCCUAAUGUACAGGAGGGUCAUAUCAAAUACUUGUUGAAUAAAUAAAUGAAUGUGAUAAGUGGUCCUGUAAAAUAUUUUUUAAGAGUAGUGACAAUGUUUAUUGGUACCAAUUGGAGAUGAUAUUUUAUAUUUAUUUUAUUAGUUUGUCACCUGGAUGCAAAAUGAAGGCAUUUUAACUCCUUUCUAUCUUACCACAUUGUAAAGCAUCAAAAGAAGUAAUAUCUCAAGAAAGAUUAGAAAGGAUUUGGAUCACGUUAACAUUCUAUGCAAAAAUUAGUAACAUAUCAACUGUUUCUAAAAGGAAAGAAAAUUAGUAUUUAAGGAGAGUAUAAAGUGCGAGCACUGUGAAGGGCAGAUAUCUAUUACCAAACCACAUGGAGAGAAAUAUAGUCUCUCUCCUAACUUCAUUCCAUUGUAUUGCAAUCAGUCAAUUAAGGUGAUUUUUUUUUUCUGGAUGUCUCAUCUAGAGAUUUUGUAGCAUUUUGCAAAUGGGUAUGCUUCACUACUAUCCAAAGUGUUCUCCCCUUUAGUAAUUCAUAUUGAAUAUAUCCAUAUUCAUAUGCAUUUUAUAAAACAGUUAACAGAAUCUAAAUAAGAUAUAGCCGGCUAAAUCUGGAAUGUGAGUGCUACCCUAGGUUAUUAGUUCAACAAACUAAUUUUGAGAGAGCCACUUAAACUCUCUGGACCUUGUUUGUAAGCUUUCUUCUAGCACUAUUACUCUUAUCUAAGAUCGAAAUUGAUAUAUGCAUGAAAUUCCUAAUGGAAUUUCGAUGUCCAUCUCAAAGUAAUUUUUUAGGAUAUUCCAUACAGAUUUCCUUCUCAUUUCUCUGUGUAGAUAUUUAAAGUAUGAGAUUGAUUAUUUAAACUAACAUGUGGAAAGAACCUAAUCCAGAGCUUGGAAUAUAGAAAGUGCUCAAUUAACUGACAUUCCUCCUGUAUUUCCUCCCUCCCCUUAGUUGUCUAUGACUUUUGAACUCACUGCUUACUGACACCUUAAUUGCCUGCAGAAAAAUCAAUCAUAUUUUAGGCAUUAUUUUGAAAUAUUUUAGAGUUUUCUGUACUAUUCAAACUCUUAUUACAAAAAUCUAAAGAUAUUUAUUGAUGCAAAAAAUUUAGGGAGUCAUUGGAAAUACCUAAGGCAAUCCCAGGCUAACAAUAAAAUAGCAUAAUUUUAAGUAAGCUAGAUUGAGUUCAUUUAGAACAUUUAGUUAUUUUUUAGCUCAUAGUUAACAUAUGUCCAUGCAUUUGAUUUACUUUAAAAAUAUUUUAUUUAAAAAUAACCUCUCAAACACCAGUUGCUUUCUGUCAGUUUUACUCAAAGCAUGCUUCCUAGGUCACCUGACCUAGAAUCACCAGAAGUGUUAACAAUACCGAUUUCUGGGCUUUGAGCCAUGAAAUUAGAAUUUCUUCAAAUAAUCCAUGCCCCCCCGUCACCCAAAAAAAGAGCAUGCUUUUAAUACAUUUCCAAAAUUAUCCUGUUUCUGCUAUAACUGGUGAACCAUCCUGUCCUAAACUAGCAGUUCUCAAACAUGCAUAUGCCUUUGAAACUUCCUAGAUCAUCUACAUAAAAAUCAUUUGAAAUAUUGUUAAUAAUACACAGCUUCUGAAUCUCUGGGUGUGAGAUGGGACCAGGAAUCUUAUUUUAAAAAUCUCCCCAGAUGGUUCUGGUGUCCUGCUAGUUUCGAGGUUUGCAUCCCACCUGUUUAGAUGGGUAGUAUUCUAUUAAAUAUGAGGUAUUACCUUUCUUUAGUUCACCUGGAAUCUUCUUAAAUAUAUCGGUAAAGUAUUCUACUUCAAAAUCCAAGACAUUUUGUAUGCCUAAUUAUUUCACACAAGAGCGUGGAACUCACCAGUCUUAUGACUUGGGGCAGGUUAUUUAUAGUCUCCAGACACUUUUUCCAGUUGCGAGUUGCUUAUAGUAGUUCGCGAACCUGAAUGCACAUUAGAACCAUCUGGAGAGGCUUUAAAAUUGCAGAUGUCCAAACCCCACCUCCAGAGAGCUGAUCUAUUUAGUUUGAGGAAGAGCCCAGAAGUCUAACAGGUGUAAAUGCUCCACAGGUAAUACUAAUGCAGGCAUACCUCAGGAAAUCACCAGUUCUUGUCUUGGAGGAACUAUUAGGAAAAUAAAAGAUUAUAUAUCUUGAAAAAAAUCUCUAAUUUGCUUUCUAGGUUCUAACUGCAUGUUUAUAUUUUGCAACAGGAAAGACUGGUCUAGACAAUUACUAGGAUAUAUGCUUCUGUGAUCUGCUUUUCUAUUGUAUGUGUUUAAGAGACCACAUUCUUGGGUUCCAAAGUCUCCUUGCCUGAUAGGUAACUUGCAAUUGAGAUAUGGCAAAGAAUUGUAGCAUCCAAAUUUUUGACAACUACAGAUUUAGAAUUGAAUCCAAGGUCUGCCAUUCACUAGCUAUGUGCAAGUUACUCAACUUCUCUUAUCCUCAGAUUUUGCAGCUGUAAAGCAGAGGUAGCAUGUUUCUGAGAAAUUAUAUUCAGGUGACUAGAUAUGUGUUCAAGUGUUAUCUUUUAUUCUUAUAAAAGAUAAUUGUGAGGAAUCCAGUGCUAUUUUCACAAUUUUAAUUCUAAAACUCUGAAGACAUUAAACAGGCAGUUUGUAGGAAUCAUUGAAAUUUUAUACAAGCUGAAGGAACAACAUUCAGCAAAAUGGAAACAAAUAAAUACAGCAUGGAAGCAUAUAUUCAUGUUUCCCAUAAUUACUAAGUUACAGAAGGGGUGUGAGGAGCUGGCAGUGGUGGUGAAUAGGCAUUGUUUGCAUUACUAAAUAUAUAUACCAUUUCUUAAGAUAAUUGGAACUCAAGCAGGCCUAAUUUUCUCUCCCUGUUAUGAGCAAUCAGUAAAUUAGUAGUCAAUUUAACUUAUUAUCAGUUGGUAUAGCUCAUGUCACAGAAUAGGAUAGCAAGAAGAUUCUCAGAGAUCAUUUUCUGGUAAAGAAAAAGGCCUAGCAAUAUUUAACAGUUUUACUUAAUCCAUCACUUCAGCUGGUCCACUAGUUUUGACACAGGACUAGUUAAUGAUUUGUUAGGAAGUCUCCAUCUACUUUUAAACUAAUUUUUAAAAAAGCUAAAAGUUGCUUUUAAUAUGUUAGGGUAUAACUUCAAUAAACAGGAGUAUUUAUCUAGUGGUUCAGAAAUAAAAUAAUUGUUAGCCAGCCUGUGAUUAAGGCUACCAUAAUUGCAUAAUAAAUAGCUUUGACGUGAAUAAUCUCAGUUGUUCAAGUGUACAAUUUUAAAGCUGUACUGUGUUAGAAUAAAAAAGUAGGCUCAAGGAAAAUUUCUAUUUUUCUAUAUGAAAAAGAGAAUGAUAUUCAAAACAGUAUUUUUAAGUAGUUUCUAAUUGUGUUCGUUUAAAGAGUAUUAGAAAUGUCAGUAACAUUAGAAAACUUCAAAAACUGAUUUAUUUUUCUGAGUUCUCUGGAAACCAAACAAUUUUGAAUUAGUUGUAUAAGUAAAGUAAGUUAAGUUAUAGCUUGCUGGAAUUUUAUUGUGGAAAACAAAUAUAGAUUUUAUCUGAAAAAUUUUAAGGGCCAAUUCUACAGAAAGUUAUGCUAACAUGCUAACUUUCCACACGUGGCUGCAUUCCAUUUUGAUUAAUGAGGGUUCAGGAAAUAGAAAGGCGGGCUCUGCAGAAGCAGUAUCCAAAGACUAAAUUAACAACCCAGGACUACCACUCAUUAUGUGAGAAAUAUGGGCCAGAGUUACAAUAUCACAUCUCCAGUCUCAGAUUGGCCUCAUUAGCCACCUUCAGUUCCUCAAGUGAGAUAAUCCUGAAGAUGCCAUCCUUGUCCAAGGUGAGAUUGCCAGAGGAUAUGAGCUCAUCUAGGGUGGAAUACAUGUCUCCAGGGACUGUAAUGAGAUCAGGCUUUUCACUUACUGGUUUUCUGCCUCAAGAGUCCUUAAGCAAAUGAAGAUUAUCUGAUUGUCUAUGUAAACGUGGAAGUAGUCUACUUUUUAGAUAAAAGAUAAUCUGUCUUGAAUAUUUCAUAUGUGAUUUUAAAAUAAUUAAUCAAAAAACAAAGACUAUCAUAUUUGAGAACAAGAUUUUACUUAGAAGGGAAGAAAAAGAACUUUCAGCUUAAUCGGGGUUAAGGGAGUAAUUGUGACAAUAUAAAAUGACAUUGUUAUAAAAUCCCUAAAAGGUAAAUAAUGUAUGAGAUGAAGGUAGGAAGUAAUGUAUGCUUGCAGAAAUGCAACUGGUCAAAAUUACUUGAAUGAAAUUGUUGAGGUUAAACAUCUUCAUUAUAAUAACAUGUCUUAUUCUGAUUCCAAGACAAUACGAAUGUAGAGACGAGAUUUUUAAAUGGAAAAAGUAAAGAGCUAACAAGUCUGUACCUAGAUUCAAGUUCACAAAGCGGCAAAAAGGAGAAAAGUGUCAACAAGAAACAAGAAGAGGAGUAGUAAACUAAGGAUCAAAGCCCAAGUUCCAGUUUUCACAAUCUGCUGUAUAAUUCACUAACAUUUCUGAGCCAUAGAUUUUUAAUCUGUAAAAGGAGUGUGAUGGACUGUACAUUAGAAGUACCUGAGAAGCUCUUAAUAAAUCUUGAUGAAUUGGUUAGAAAUUCUAAUUUAAUUAGCCUGGCACAGUGCACGAACUGCCAUAUACUCGUGCAGAUGUUUUCUUCUUUUCUUACUGCUCCUUUCCAUGUGGCCAUGUCACUACAAGGGGUGGGGAAGAAGUUAAUGUGUAAUUGCUUCAGGAGCUCUGAUUAAAAGGUUGCUGAAGCAAAAUACUGCAAUGAAGUUCUGAAAAUGAAGAGUUAGGACUUUACAUGAUUUCUCUUGCCUCAUUCCCUCAAGAAUGCACAUAUAGACACACAUAUGCCAAUAUCUUUUUUAUGUAGUUCAAGUAUAACUUUGAAUAAAAUGACUUACAUUCAAGGAAGGUCAAAACUAUUAUUCUGAAACAAAAUGUGACAAUUCUAGCCAUUAUGUGAAUUGUAAGGGUCAGUAAUCCAUAAACUAUUUGGAUAGUAAUUGUAUGUGUUAUUAAUGUGAUGUAAUUUUGCACUAUUGUAUUGUCAUAUUUAAUCAAACUCUUAAAAAUACCCUGAAACGUAAUGCCAAAUGUACAGUUUAUAGGUUCAUGUUAUUUCUGAUAAGAAUUUAAUUGCAUUGUGCUAAUAGUUGUUUAUUGCUAUUAACUUUCUGUGUAUGUAUUAUUGCGAUGCAGACCCAAUAGGGUUAUUUUAAGCACACUAAUUAGUCAUCUGGAUUUUUAUAGAUAAAAUCACACGUUGAUCAGAAAUCAUUUUUCUACUUAUUUUUUUGUAGAGUAUUUUUCCACACUUGAAAAAAACAUGAUUAUUUUAUAUCAAACAUCAACUUUUCUUUAAAUCUUAUUUUAGUAGCUAAUGCAUGUUUGAAAUAAGAUGUGUUAGAAAUUAUAUGACUAUAUUAAGGUUGUGUUUAUAUUAGGUGAAAAAUUGCAUGCCAUUGGUGAAUCAUGCAGCUUUGGGGACAUUUACACUGCCACUCACACACAGGCUCUGUCUCAAUCCAUAUGCAUGAUUCACGUCCUUUCAAAAGUCCCUUUUCAACAUUUGGUAAAGUGAAAAUGUUAUUCAUAGUGCUAAUGAGCCAAUAAACAAUGCUGCGUUUCUUUUUUCUAACUGUGCAGCAUAUUGUGGUAAAUUUUCUCCCAAAACUUUAUUUUUGGAGUUAUUGUUGGCAAUAAAUACAACAAAUUAUUUGUUGGCAAGUGAUACAAUUUACUGUAUAACAACUUAAUAGUACAAAGCAUGAAGAUGUGAAAAUAUCAUCUUAACCAGUUUCAUUCUAUGAACAUAAUAUUCUGGCAGCUUUUUCUAUAACUGAGAAUGGUAUAUCUUUUUAUACACUGCCAAAAUCAGUACUACUGCCAGUCACCUGAGGUCAGGUCUGCACAACACUAAAUUGGGCAAUAACGUAGAACAUCUAGGCAGUCUUGACAGUCAACCAGUGUAAUCACUAGGGGAAGAAAAAGUAGGCCUACCCUUUUACUUAUUAACUUAAGUAAUAAAAAUUGUAUAAAAAUAUGAAUGUUGGCUGCAGAGGAGCCUUUACAUGCAGAUAAUUUGCAGCAGUCUUUGAAAAUAACAAAAAUUAUUCCAUUUAAUGAAGGGUUUGUUUUGUUUAGCUUUUCUCUUUUAUUCAGAAAACAUACCUGUGCUUUUGAAAGGGCUUAAUCCCAAACAGGUAAUAUGUGUGGAUCAAUCAUCUCUCCUCCCAUGAAAUUAAUCAUUCAUGGUAAUAUAUUAAGGCUAGAACGUAGCUCUUAGUGACUUAAAACAUGACAGUAAGCAUUUACACUGUUGGAAGGUAAUUUCAUUGCUAUGUUAUUAAAAUGAUGGGAAUCCUAUUUAUACAUUUAUUUAUUUAUUUAUUUACAGAAGAUUGGUUCCUUCCAGUUCAAUUUAACAGCUUCAGUGAAGUUAGUAUAAUGAUAAGAAAAAUUGACUCUAGCUAUUAUUCCAAGUGAAAAUCAUGCAGCUGAGUCCUGCUGCAUCCUGGGAGCAAAGCAUUAAUUCAAAUGAGGAGUAGUCAGUCCUAGCACUGUAGAGGCCGACUUUACCAACCAAGAUAUUGUAUGUGUGUGACAUUCAGCUAACAUUGAUCUAGGCACUUAGUUUGCUACCACAUUGUUCCCUUCAUUGAUUGAAACUGUAAAUAACAUAACACUUUAAGGCAGCUAAGCAAAUAUUUUAAUAAGCCAUGAAAGGCAAGAUGCCAGAGAAAAUCUGUAUAUUCAGCUAUUUGGAGAACUCGUGUUUUCCACAAAUUAAACUGGAGAUGUCAUUUGAAAUUUUCUUCCCUUAAACAUGCUGUCACAACAUGGAUUCCUUCUCAUGGAUGUCUUUCUAGGCUUAUAAAUAUAUGGUGUGAUCGCUAUAAUUUUGUGAAAUUUUAUUCAGCAAUUAAUAGUGAUUUCAGCAAUAUGUACUAAGAUUCCAAGGCAGAAAUAAAUGUAUAAAGGAUUUGAGCCUGUAUGUGUAAGAAGAAACUCUCUCUUCAGUCAUAUUUCCUAAAUUCAGUGUAAGUACCUCGCUGAUUUAGCAUUGGAGUUAUUCCUUGAAUGUGUAAAUAAUGAUGUUCUGUUCUGACCUAAUGAAUUCCUGUAAUGUGAAUAUUUAAAAUAAAAGAAUUCAAUUUAAAUGUA
Gorilla gorilla gorilla (western lowland gorilla) is the source of this 12621-nucleotide messenger RNA. RefSeq names its product fucosyltransferase 9 (gene FUT9). The coding region runs from base 181 to 1260 and encodes 359 amino acids. Gene Ontology annotation, molecular function: alpha-(1->3)-fucosyltransferase activity. NCBI's taxonomy places the organism in Eukaryota, Metazoa, Chordata, Mammalia, Primates, Hominidae. The record is from RefSeq and is a predicted model, not a curated record. Gene Ontology annotation, cellular component: membrane. The transcript is spliced from 3 exons.